Molecule: messenger RNA, 1629 nt
Organism: Penicillium coprophilum
Lineage: Eukaryota; Fungi; Ascomycota; Eurotiomycetes; Eurotiales; Aspergillaceae
Product: MFS transporter
Exons: 5
Coding region: 1-1629 (542 amino acids)
Biological process (GO): transmembrane transport
Cellular component (GO): membrane
Molecular function (GO): transmembrane transporter activity
Source: RefSeq, a predicted model, not a curated record
AUGCGCAUUGUUGACUAUUUCACGCGACCGCGUGGCCACCAGGCACAUGCUGGUGACGAAAUACCUACUAUGGAAGCCCCAAAAGUAAUUGAGCCUACUAUCAUCUCUAGUCCAGAGUCGUCUGGCGCUGUUACACCUGCCCACAUGCUAUCUUCACCGGCUGGUAGUGAUGACCCUCUUAUCUUCGAAAAGAUCCCGCAACAGUUUGGCCGCCUGGGUUCUUGGAAAGGGUCUUUGAUCUUGCUUGUCACCUCCGGCUCUCAGUUUCUCGACAAUGUCUUCAUGACAAGCGCCAAUAUUGCCCUGUCGUCAAUUCAAAGGGAUUUCGACGUGUCUAGUACAGAUUUGCAAUGGAUGAUCUCUGCAUACACAUUGUCAUUUGGUGGCUUUCUGUUGUUAGCAGGUGCUUUGUCUGAUCGCUAUGGACGAAAGAAGGUUCUUUGUUUGGGUCUUGGCUGGCUCUCGGUGUGGACUUUGGCCAUUGGAUUUGGACAGUCUUUUAUUCAGCUGACGAUAUUCCGUGGCAUUCAAGGAAUUGGAGCCGCGAUGACCGUGCCAUCUGCAAUCGGAAUCAUCAGCUCCUACUUCAGUGGUGUAGAUCGCACCCGUGCACUGUCGAUUUAUGGAGCCUCGGGAACCCUGGGAUUCUGUACCGGUCUCAUCUUUGGUGGUUUCUUGACCUCUUCGCUUGGCUGGAGAUACAUCUUUUAUUUGAUCGUCAUAAUCACCGGGUCCUUGGGAACUCUAGGCUUUAUCGUCCUCCCGAGUGAUGUUCCUUCUGAAAUAAAGCACGAGAGAAUGGACUACGUUGGUGCGGUAAUGUCUACAGCUGGCCUGAUACUGCUCCAAUUUGUCCUUUCCAGUGGCGGAACCUACGGCUGGGACCAGCCGUUCAUUAUUGUGUUACUGAUAUUGGCGGUUGGUCUUCUUGUUGGAUUCGCAAUCUUUGAGAAAUACGUCACAAAUCCUAUCAUGCCACUUUCUUUGUGGAAAAUCCGCAAUUUCGCCGGCCUUUGGGUUAUUGGUUUCACUGGCUAUGGCACCUACCAAAACGUUAUUUACUAUAUCGUUCUUGUGGCACAGGAAGUGGACAAGCUGCCUGCCGGCGAUACAGCCCUUCGCUUCUUGCCCAUGGGGGCGAUAGGCUUCAUUGUGUCUCUUGGAACAGGAAAACUUCUCGAAUUUAUGAAUGGAAAGCACCUCCUCAUCGCCGGACUGGUUCUGGCUGUGGUCGCCCCCAUCUCGAGUGCUUUGACUUCCAAUCCUGAAGCAGGCUUCUGGCUCAAUGUUCUUCCCACAUCCCUUAUCAGUAUCUCAUCCGUGUCUUUCAUCUUCGUCACGACGAGCACUGUGGUACUCACAAGUGUACCAGUCGAAGUCAAGAGUCUUGCUGGCGGAAUGCUCAACACUGCCUUCCAAAUUGGCUCUGGCGUUGCAUUGGCGAUUUCAGCGGCUGUUACCGACGCCGUCGACAUUCAACAAGGACACACUAUCGCAGAGCAAUACGCUACUGGCCUCUGGUGUUCUGUUGGUCUGGCCGGGCUUGGAUUGAUCAUCGGCCUGUUUGCGGUUCGGCAUAAAGGUAUUGGGCCAAAAGAUAGACUGGGUGCCGGCUCAGUUGCUAUUUAA